Messenger RNA from Labrus bergylta (ballan wrasse), 9233 nucleotides. It is a transcript of the gene kcnh1a, whose product is annotated as potassium voltage-gated channel, subfamily H (eag-related), member 1a. Gene Ontology annotation, biological process: regulation of membrane potential; potassium ion transmembrane transport. NCBI's taxonomy places the organism in Eukaryota, Metazoa, Chordata, Actinopteri, Labriformes, Labridae. Gene Ontology annotation, molecular function: delayed rectifier potassium channel activity. The record is from RefSeq and is a predicted model, not a curated record. Gene Ontology annotation, cellular component: plasma membrane.
CGCACCGCACCGCACCGCACAGGGCUGAGGAGACACACACACACACAGCCCUUCGCACAGAAAUCCACGCCAGCGGUGCAGAGCCGAAGAGACCAUGAAUACCAGCAGCAGACCAAGGAGGAAAGAAUCCCCUGCAAACGCCUGAGCGCGAAGAAGAAGGAUGGCGGGGGGCCGGAGGGGACUAGUGGCCCCUCAGAAUACUUUUUUGGAGAAUAUUGUCAGACGGUCGAACGUUUGGACACUGUCACAUAGACAGACAGAUACCAACUUUGUCCUGGGAAACGCUCAGAUAGUGGACUGGCCCAUUGUCUACAGCAAUGACGGUUUCUGCAAGUUGUCGGGGUACCACAGAGCUGAGGUGAUGCAGAAAAGCAGCACCUGCAGCUUCAUGUACGGGGAGCUCACGGACAAGGACACGACGGAAAAAGUGCGGUUUACGUUUGAGAAUUAUGAGAUGAACUCCUUUGAAAUCCUUAUGUACAAGAAAAACAGGACUCCAGUUUGGUUUUUCGUGAAGAUCGCUCCUAUAAGAAAUGAACAAGAGAAAGUGGUCCUGUUUCUCUGCACCUUCAGUGACAUCACAGCCUUUAAACAGCCCAUUGAAGACGAUUCUUCCAAAGGUUGGGGAAAGUUUGCCCGACUGACUCGAGCUCUAACAAGCAGCAGAGGAGUCUUACAGCAGCUGCAGCCCACAGUGCACAAAGGGGAGAACGUUACCAAGCACUCUCGUUUAGCUGAGGUUCUGCAGCUGGGCUCAGAUAUCCUACCUCAGUAUAAGCAGGAGACCCCCAAAACUCCUCCUCACAUCAUCCUGCACUACUGCCUCUUCAAAACAACAUGGGACUGGGUCAUCCUCAUCCUCACCUUCUACACAGCCAUCAUGGUACCCUACAACGUCUCCUUCAAGACCAAGCAGAACAACGUGACGUGGCUGGUGGUGGACAGCAUCGUGGACGUCAUCUUCUUGGUGGAUAUUGUUUUAAACUUUCACACCACGUUUGUAGGACCCGCCGGCGAGGUCAUCUCGGACCCCAAGCUGAUACGGAUGAACUACCUGAAGACCUGGUUUGUUAUCGACCUGCUGUCCUGCCUGCCGUAUGACGUCAUCAACGCCUUUGAGAACGUCGAUGAGGGGAUCAGCAGUCUCUUCAGCUCACUGAAGGUGGUGCGGCUUCUCCGUCUGGGUCGGGUUGCUCGUAAACUGGAUCACUACAUUGAGUAUGGGGCGGCUGUACUGGUCCUGCUGGUGUGUGUUUUUGGCCUGGCUGCUCACUGGCUGGCCUGCAUUUGGUACAGCAUUGGUGAUUACGAGGUUAUCGACGAAGAAACCAACAUAGUUCGCAUGGACAGCUGGCUCUAUAUCCUAGCUGAGACCGUAGGCACACCGUACCGCUUCAACGCAAGCGGCUCAGGGAAGUGGGAGGGAGGACCAAACAAGCACUCUGUCUACAUCACUUCCUUGUACUUCACCAUGACCAGCCUGACAAGCAUAGGCUUUGGUAACAUCGCCCCGACGACAGACGGAGAGAAAAUCUUUGCUGUGGCCAUGAUGAUGAUUGGAUCCCUUCUUUACGCCACCAUCUUUGGUAAUGUGACAACAAUCUUCCAGCAGAUGUACGCCAACACCAAUCGUUACCAUGAGAUGCUAAACAGCGUGCGGGACUUCCUCAAGCUUUACCAGGUGCCAAAGGGCUUGAGCGAGAGAGUUAUGGACUACAUUGCCUCCACCUGGUCCAUGUCACGGGGUAUUGACACUGAAAAGGUGUUGCAGAUUUGUCCCAAGGACAUGAGAGCCGAUAUCUGUGUCCACCUCAACAGGAAGGUUUUUAAAGAGCACCCAGCUUUCCGUCUGGCCAGCGAUGGCUGUCUCAGAGCGCUGGCCAUGGAGUUUCAGACCAUCCACUGUGCCCCCGGAGACCUGAUCUACCACGCUGGUGAAAGCGUGGACAGCCUCUGUUUCGUGGUGUCCGGGUCACUUGAGGUCAUUCAGGACGACGAGGUGGUAGCAAUUUUAGGUAAAGGGGAUGUGUUUGGGGACGUUUUCUGGAAGGAGGUGACUCUGGCUCAAGCCUGUGCCAACGUCCGAGCUCUGACCUACUGUGACCUCCACGUCAUUAAACGGGAUGCUCUGCAGAAGGUGCUCGAGUUUUACACAGCGUUUUCCAACCACUUCUCAAGAAAUCUGUUGCUCACCUACAAUCUACGAAAAAGGAUUGUAUUCCGAAAGAUCAGCGAUGUGAAACGAGAGGAGGAGGAGCGUCAGAGACGUAAAAAUGAAGCCCCUCUGAACUUGCCACCGGAUCACCCAGUACGAAAACUCUUCCAGCGCUUUCGGCAGCAAAAGGAGGCUCGACUGGUUACGGACAAACCAGAACUUGACGAACACGACAUUGAGAAGGGCCCCUUGUACGUGAACGUCCCUUUGGCUAACACAGCCAUUACAACCACCAGCAUCAUCACUGUAACGGAAAGCCCUGCAACCCCCUCAUCUUCAACACCCUCAUCUUCAACAUCCCCCAACGGUACUCCCUCAGAGAAGUCAAAGCUGCAGGUGCCAGUACCUAUUUCUCUGGUUGGAGGCCGUGCUGCUGAACCACUCAAAGUCAAAGGCUGGGGUCGCUUCAAGGAGUCCAUGGUCAAAACUGACAACUGGAACAAAGUAACCAAAGCUGAAUCCAUGGAGACUUUACCUGAACGGACCAAGGUCCUUGAAUCACAGAUAUCUUUAAAGAAGACAGACUCUUGUGACAGCGGGAUCACCAAAAGUGAUCUGCGUCUGGACAAAGUAGGCGACUGUCGCUUGACGCCCCAGGACCGCAGCCCCGUCCAGCCUCCAGACACCAGGCACCCCUUCUACCCAAUCCCAGAGCAAACUCUUCAGGCCUCGCUUCAGGAGCUCAAACUGGAGCUGAAGGACGACCUCAAGAAUCUGAAUGUUCGCGUGUCUGGCCUGGAGGCGCAACUUACAGAAGCACUUAACCUACUGAAAAUGAGGAAAUCAAGUUCUGGCUCUCCACAGCCUCUUUUUGAUGUGUCUAGACCUGCUUCACCAGAACUAGAGAAAGAGGACAUCUUCUCUUGAAGGAUUAAGGAAUAAUCGGGAACGGUCUACUGCAAAAUUUAGCUGGAAUCCAGUAAUAUCAAGAUUACUUGGAUAGCUGAAGCUGCACCAUUUACAAAAGGUGAUAGUUUGUCUUUAGGUAGCACCAACCUUCAUCAAAGGUUUGUACCUGAUGGUAAACCUGGAAAGGCCAGGUUGCUGUCCAGCUCUUGGUGUCUGACUCUGAAUAAAAACUGACAAUGCAAGGUUUGUACAUAGAGGUUAUGUUUGUACAUGUUUUUCCAUUGUAUUGUAAUGGAAAAAUAGCUUGAGCAGUUUGUCUUUAGUCCAAAAUCUUUUUAUAACAUCAGAUUCUAGGAGUUUCAGCUAAACCAUGCUGAAUCUGUGUUGCAAGGUUCUAAUAGAAACAGCAUGACCCACUGGUUUGUUAUUGAAUCAUUUGUAUGGGAUUCUUUGCAUGCCACAUAAAGUACACGUAUUCCUCAUAUUGCAGACAGUGCGUGUUUGAUUAUCGCAGCCAGGCAGCAAUUCAUUUGCAUUAUUUCACAGUGACAGUAAGAAAGGAUGGUCUUUGCAGAUGUUGAAACAUUCGCAGAGUAAUUUCCUCAAGCAAUUGAUGAAGUCUUUUAUUAUAUCAACUGUCAGGAUCAUGAUGAACUUUAAACAAGAUAAAACAGGCCAAGCAAUCAGAUUUCAAUCAUAAUCUAAUACAUCUUUCAGCAGAGCUGAUAACUUCCAUAAACCACGGACAGAUGAGUUUGAUGACACUGUAUGAGAGCCAAGCAAUUUAAGCUUUGGUUAAAAAAUAGGAAGAUUAUAAUUUAUUUAUGUUAAAUAAAACAAAAUAAAGUCCAGGCUUGUUUGUGUUAUUGUUCCAAGACAUUAACUGAAACCUAUGUAAGUGAUGAUUUCUGGCCUUUAAUGUCUGCUGAGGUAAUUUUUACAUUUGUUACAUCAGUAAGCAUGCACGAUUCAGUAAGCAUGUCAGUCCGCCAGAGUAAAAAAACAAUCAUCAAAUGACAAUGCCUGACACAAUGUAUCUACAAAAUAGGGGGCAAAGAUCAAACUCUUAGAGUAAAGAUGAAGGUUGUUUUGUCAUACAAGAUGAUUCUGAGGGUUUCCAGUGCUGGUGAUCCUUUUCAGGACUGUGAUUGCCUUGUUUUGUGGCUGACAUUUGGAGUCAAUUUCAACUUGCUUGCAGUGAAAAUGUUUCCUCUAUAUGCACUUUUGAAAUGGGAGACAACCAAGCAGGAAACCAAAAUGUUUAAAUCAUGAGUCAUUUCUUGACGGAAUAACAAACGUGUUGAAGAAAUAGUUUACAGAGCAGUUUACACAAAAAUGUAUGAUAGAAAAAUAUUUUUUGAAAAUGUGUUUGUUUUUUAAAUAAAUGUUCAGUUACCAAAUGUACUCUCACAGAUGAACUCUAGCACAUUAGCUUCCUAAAUUAGAUUGUUUACCAAAAAUGAAUCUGUGUAAAAUGAAUGUAUCAGUGUAGUGUUAUAGAAAGCAAUGAGCAGAUAUCAGUAGAUGGGUCAGGAGACCAGGGGGCAGAGUAAGAGAGCGGCUCAAGCUUUUUGUCUGAACAAAACUCUAAAAUUGGUUUAUAAAACAACGUUUAAUUUACAGAAAAAGACGCCUCCAACUUCCAGUUAAUCAGAACCAUGAGUUUUGAUAAUUAGCAAUAAUUGUUUAUAUUUUAUAGAUCACAGAAUUCAUGCAGAUUCCAGGUAUUGAAGACAACAGUAGAUGUUUGCAGUCUAUAGUAAUUCUUAAUCAUAUUUAUGAUGAAUAAUAAUAUGUACCUACCAAUUGAUUGAAAUGAUGGGUAAAACAUUAAACACAUUUUAAUAUGUUUUGCUUCCAUCUUCAGAAAUGGGAGUCUUCGCUGUUUUCCUUUUUAAUAUUUCAGUCACUUACAAAUAUUCUUCAGCUACUUUGAGGUUUUGACAGUUGGUUGGAAAAAAAUCAAGCAUUGUGAAGAUGUCCUUAAUUGUGACACUAUUUGUCACAAACCCAAGUUUUGUUUUGUUUUUCUUCUACAAAUAAACAAUUUAAGAAAAAAAACACAUGAUGGUGUUAUGCAUAUUUUCAGAUUUAAAAAGAAUCAGUCAUCUACUAUCCAAGUAAAAGUUGGGACAUUGUUUCAAAUGAUAAUAAAAGCAGCGGUGACUAUUUGCAGGGGAUCGAUUGAAAAUAGCACAAAGAGAAAAUACCAAAUGUCCCAACUGAGAAAUGUCCUUGUUUUUGGAAUUUGAUAUGCCCAAUUUGGAUUUGAUGGCUACAACACGAUAAAAAAAAAAAAAACUGAAAGUGGCAACCGAAAAACGUAAAAAGUUGUAAUGAUUGUGAAAAAAAAAUUGGAAUAUUUUAAAGUUAAAAAGGAGUCUCUUCAUAUUGAAGCCAAGAUCUUACAGGGUCAUAAAUAUCAUGACUUGAACUGGCUAUAUGGAAAGGACAUAGACCGUGAUGACCACCCACUGGGAGCUGAACAGAGUGUUUUCUAAAAGUUGUUACCAGCGCAUGACUCAAAAGCCAGCAUCUGUGAUUGUAAGGGGGUGCAUUAGUGCAAAUGGCAUGGGUAACCUGCACGUUUCUAGGCAUCGUUAAUGCUGAACCAAAUUAUGCUGCCAAAUAGACAACUUCUUUUUCAGUGAGGGCCUUGCUCAUUUCAUCAAGACAAUCCCAACCACAUUCUGGAUGUAUUACAACAGCAUGGCUCUGUAGUAAAAGAGACAGGGUCAUAUACUGACCUUUCUAAAGUCCCAAAUAGUAGAAAAUAUUUGGAGCAUUCUGAGGCGAAGGAGGCCUUGAACUGUUGACAAACUGAAAUCCUACAUUAAGCAAAAAAAAAGAAUCCCACUUCCAUAAUUACAGAAAAUGGUUUCCUCAUUUCUGGAAACACUUAAAAUAAAUAGUGACGCAUCAGAGUGGUCAACAUGACCCUGUCCCAACUUGUUUUGAAAUGUGUUGCUGGCAUCAAAUACAAAAAGGGCAUACGGUUUUUCAUAUUCAAUAUUUGAUAUGUUUUUGUGCUAUUUUCAAUCAAAUAUGGGGCUUCAGUGUUCUGCAAAUCAAAUUUUAUUUACAUUUUACGCAACCUCCCAACUUUUUAGGAAUUGGUAAUGAGAAAACAAAUAGGCCGAUUCCAUAAUAAAGAUCAUCAUCACUUGCAUUCCUAUUCAAUAUUGUAAAAAUGAGUUUCCCCUCAAAUACCUACACUAUUAAACUCAUCACUCCAACUCACAUCUCAUUUAUCUUUUUCAAUAGAAUUGUGACUUUUACUUUGAUAAAUGAUCUGAUUAUGUCCUUCAAAUGGUAAACACCAGAACCAGAACUCAAAAUGUUUCAUUUCGGUUAAAGCAUAAGCGUUGUACGUCUUCCUGAUCUAUCUUUAGUAUACCUUGAAAUGAUUCUUUAAUAUAGAAAACUUACGGUUAUUCUAUAUUAUUUAUUAUUCAUAUGGAUUAAUGUAUGUUCCCUACAUACCUUCUCUCUUAUCCAGACAAGCCCAAGAUGGACACAGCUGAGGGGGGAAAGGUUUUUCUCUGUAACACAUUCUUUCCCAUCAAAAAUUCAGCUCGCUAAAAAUAAAGGAGUAUGACAUGAGAGAAGUGAGAUCUCCUCUGAUUUAGAGCCACUAUUUGAGGGGCUUUAUGGGUCUGGUUCUGCAGAGAAAAUUGUGAUCUUAGAGAAAGGAAAAAAAAGUCAUUUUGCUACUGCGUCUGUAUCACAGAGAAUUCAUAAAGCUGGUGCUGAGUAGAGUCAAGAGUUCGGAAAUCAAAGAGGUUGAAAAGACAGCUGAUAGUUUCACUGAGGAAUCCAUACUGAAAGAAAGAUGUAAAAGUUGUGUUAUUGCAGACGGUUUUCAUGUGAAUGUUGAAGUCUUUAGAACUACAAUAACAUUUUGCAUAAUGUCUUUACAUGAAUAUUCCUCGGUGUAUAUAUUCUGCGUGUGUUUACAUCAACUUGAGUAUCCCGCUUCUGAGCAGGUUUUUUUGAAGUAUCCAGUUUUUGUGUUUGUGCAUGGCAUGUACCGGUAAUCAUCAUAUCUUGAAAUCCAAAAACCGGGAAAAGGCUCGUAAACCAAGCUACUCAAGUCCAUGUAAACACAUUCACUGAUGAGUGACAGAUUUUGGUUGACUAGCUGACAACUCCUCUGACACUCAUUCAAAUGAUUAAUCAAUCAAAAUAUCUGAGCUAGCUUAGUCUUAUCAUUUUGAAUGGGACAUCAUAUGACAAGAGGAAUAUUGGGAGAAAAAAUACUCUUCAUUUUAAAAGGUUUUUUUUUGUCAGCUACAACAGCAUUGAUACACUGUCGUAUAACAAAGAAUUGGUAGGGAUUACUUUUAAUUACUGUAUCCUGGGUUUUUUAUUUUUUUAUAUUUGUUUGUUUUAUAUUUAUUCCUCAGGAUCUCACACGCUACUUUUAGUUGUUGUUUUUUAACAAAUUAUUUGAAGCACCGCAGGACAAAUGCAACCAACUCUCAGUAUGUUAACCUAAAGAAUAUUAGGAGGAAUAAACAGGUCCAUUUUUGUUUUUAUGUUCUUUUACAUCUGUCAUUACUUUUUUGACAUGAUUCCACUCAUGAUUCUCAAAGAUGAACUGUGGAGAAAGUAACAGGAGUUGACAAGAUUAGCAUAGUAAUGGAAGAAGCUAUGCUAAGUUUGAUUUUUUUAUUAGCCAAAAGCUGACAAUGAGGUUAUCCAAGGAUGAUGGGGGUCUAUCAAAUAUCACACAUUUACACUAUUUCUCAUCUUUGAGAAAUCCUUUCUUUAAUAACAAAUGGCCGUGGUUAGGGAGGCUUUCCAUUUCCACUUCUUCAGCCUCUUUGCUAAACUAAAAUGAAUGACCCCAAAUGUCCAAAAUUAAUUCAAAUACAAAAUAAGAAUAUAAAAUAGCAUAAUAACUAUAUCAGUCCUUGGUAUACAAGUCCAUUUGUUUUCAAAUAUUUUAAAUCUAGUAAUUCACUGACUUCAUUAUUUGACUGUUUAUGAAAACAAACUGGUGAGAAAUGUGAUCCUUUGUGUAAAAUGUUACAAGACAGCUCAAAAUGUCACUAUAACUUAUAUAACCUGAAGUCAGGUCAUUAUAACUUCAAACAUGCAAAAAAACACCCAACAGUGUGAUCACGACUGUGAUGAUGAAUUUAAUGUCAUUAACAGGAAAACUUUGAGGCUGCUCUGGCUCGCUCUGAAUAACAAUCAACAAUGCUAAAAAAAAAAAUAGAAAGUUUUGUUAGAAAAAUACUUGUGUUGAAAUAUUUUCAGCCACUGGUUUACUUCACCACCGACACAUUUGAAUGACAGAAUUGGCAGUACUCAUAACAGAUAUUUGAGUCUGUUUCUGUUGAGUUACUUUGUUCUCUCAUGUGGAAUGUUUUUUUUUAAAACACUGUAUGGUUUCCAAUUCUCCUCUGGUUUCUUUACAUUUUAUUGAAUCUAAACAUUAAGGGAGGAUUUUUAAGAUUUUUGUUAGGAACUCUGUAAAUACGUUUGUUUUUUAAAUCUUUGAAUGCAUCCCAACAUUCUAAAAAAGGAAAGAAAUUUAUACCAACACCUAAUGAAUGUGAUAUUAUAUGGGAUGAAGGAUCAACUCAGAGACAAGAUUCUUGAAAGCAAUAUGUUUCUCUGUGCUGUAACAUUUAUAAAGAAAGGUCCAAACACUAAUGAUUCUACCGAAAACCUUAAGCUAUUAAUCAAUUGAAUCAUUGAAAAAGACUUUUAUGGCACUGCAAUACCGCUUUGUCCAUGUCAUGACAUUCGACUACUUUAAAGCAUGAAACACUGUGCCUUUAUCAUAGUGCCCCAUUUCCAAGCCUGCGGUGAGAAAAGCUAAUGUUAAACAUCAAAACUUCUGUCACCUCUUUCAAACUAAUUGAACAGAGGAGUAUUUUUGUGGUCAGCUCCAGAAAGCUGCCUUAUUAUGAAACCCGACAUGCAUAUCUUUAAUAUAUAUUUAUGCACAGAUUAUACUGCAAUGUUUAGAUUCUGGAGUUUGAAAGUUUGACAUUUAGGUUUAAACGUUUGAAAUUUGGUGAAAGGUAAAUGUUAUAUGCACAUGCCUCUCUGUUCACACUACAUGUGAUGAGAAACUGUUUCAAGCACAAUGGGAACUCUUUGUUUUGAACUGUGACAUACUGUACUGUUAACAAUAAAUAUUUUAUAAAUACUG